Phymastichus coffea is the source of this 1598-nucleotide messenger RNA. RefSeq names its product probable inactive allantoicase. Gene Ontology annotation, molecular function: allantoicase activity. Gene Ontology annotation, biological process: allantoin catabolic process. The record is from RefSeq and is a predicted model, not a curated record. NCBI's taxonomy places the organism in Eukaryota, Metazoa, Arthropoda, Insecta, Hymenoptera, Eulophidae. Bases 13 to 1134 code for a protein of 373 amino acids. The transcript is spliced from 7 exons.
ACUCGCAAUUGGAUGGGAAAAAAUUCCCAACUGUCAAGCAAUAUGGUGAAAAUACCAGAUUUUGUCAAUGACAAGCAAGAAAUUUCUUCAGCAGAGAAUGGCGCGAAGAUAUUAUUCGCCACGGACGACUUUUUCGCCGUCGCUGAAAAUUUGCUGAAGCCGGAGGAGCCCUACUGGAACGAGGAGUACACGGAAUUCGGGAAAUGGAUGGACGGCUGGGAGACUCGGAGAAAGCGGAUUCCCGGUCACGAUUGGGUGAUCAUUGCCCUCGCUGGUCAAAACAGACUCGACGGCGUGUGCGUUGACACGGCCUUCUUUACCGGCAAUCACGCGCCGCGCUUCUCGCUCCAAGCCGCUUGUAUGUCGGAAGGCGUAGGCGGCAUUCAGAGUCGCAAGGAUAAAAUGGGAACAGCUGCUAAUAAUCGAGAUCUGGAAAAUGCCGAGAAACUGCAUUCCGAGAGCUGGGAGACGCUGAUACCAAUGACAGCGCUGAAAAGCGGCAGCCCGGAAACCCGCAAGAACUUCUUCGAGCUGAGCAGCGGCGAGCGUGUCUACACUCACCUGCGCUUCAACAUCUUCCCCGACGGCGGCGUGGCUCGUCUUCGCGUUUACGGCCGACCUACCGUGGAAUCGGCUCGGCUCGGCUCGUCGGAGCCGAUUCGGGGCAAGUGCGUCGAGUACAGCGACGCCCAUUACGGACAUCCGGACGCCCUCUUACAUCCGUGGCCGUCGCGAGGAAUGAACGACGCUUGGGAGACUGCCAGGCGACUCGACAGGCCGCCCACGAUCGACGUCGACGAUCGUGGAUUCACGUUGCAAAAGGGAGAGGAGUGGGCAAUUUUGCAACUGGAAAAGUCCAUCUACGUCGAACGCAUUCAAGUUGACACGACGCAUUUCAAAGGCAACUGUCCGGACAGCGUGAAAAUCGAGGCAGCGUACGUCGAACCUGACGAGGAUCACAGAAACGCAACUUGGGAGACGGUCUUGAACCGAACGAAGUUGACGCCGAACCAAAGUAACGGACUGAAACAUCCACUGAUGGAAGCGACGACGCGAGCCGUCAACCACAUUAAAGUAACGAUAGCGCCGGACGGAGGCCUCGCGAGAAUACGGAUUUACGGCAGCGACGCCUGAGGAAGCGUUACAUGACUGGCGUUGCGCUUCUUGUCGUUCGUUCGUCGACCGCGAAUCCACGCGAAUUUCCGCGUGCCCCAUUGCUCGACGGUUCGAGGCACGCCAACGCUCGACACCGUCGGCAUGAAUGGCGAAUGUCGACGUUGCGGCUGACUCGACGCGGGACGAAAAGGGCACCACCAGCGAACGAAAGCAAUUGCCGCGUGCCACGAGGGCGAUGGAGUAAUCGCGUCGACUGCGUCGACGGAAAGCGCAAGGACAUUUUGUAAGAAACGCGCGCGUUCUCCGCCACAGAGUCUCCUCGAUGUUGCACCGACGUCCACGUGCGCAUCUCGUAAUUGCCGAUGCGUUUGCGAAAUGAUCGCGGCUACUCGUUCAAUUUCAAUGUAACCGCUCCAAACACACUUUUGUAAUAAACGAAAUACGCCGAGAAAUCCACGCACGACACAACGUUCCUCGUCGCA